Ilex paraguariensis (yerba mate) is the source of this 1374-nucleotide messenger RNA. The record is from the annotation of a GenBank genome assembly. Lineage: Eukaryota; Viridiplantae; Streptophyta; Magnoliopsida; Aquifoliales; Aquifoliaceae.
AUGGCACGAGCUUCAUCCAUUCCUCAUGAUGUUCCUCAAUCUGCAUCUUCUAACAACUCUCCAAGGUUUCAUUCAGAUAGGAUUGGGAGUAGUCACAAUGAUGGGUCUGCAUUUCCGGGCCUGAAGAAGAGAGGCCAUGGUCUUGGAAGUCGUUCUUGGAUAAAGAUUGAUCAAAGUGGGGAAUCAAAGAUUUUGGAGCUCGACAAGGCUACUGUUAUGAGGCAUUGCUCUUUGCCAGCCAGAGAUCUUCGCCUAUUGGAUCCUGUAUUCAUAUAUCCUUCCACAAUAUUAGGCCGAGAAAAUGCUAUUGUGGUUAGUCUUGAACAGAUAAGAUGUAUAAUCACAGCUGAGGAGGUUAUCCUGAUGAAUUCAUUGGAUGGAUGUGUUCUCCAAUACAAUUCAGAAUUGUGCAAACGGCUCCAGACAAACAAGUAUCAUCCUGAUGACCUACCUUUCGAAUUCAAGGCACUGGAGCUAGCUUUGGAGCUAACAUGCAUGUCUCUUGAUGCUCAGGUAAAAGAAUUGGAAAUGGAGAUACUUCCAGUGCUUGAUGAACUGGCAUCAUCUAUUAGUACUCUUAACCUAGAACGCGUUCGUAGAUUCAAAGGCCACCUCCUUGCGUUGACACAGCGAGUGCAGAAGGUCUGUGAUGAAAUAGAGCAUCUUAUGGAUGAUGAUGGAGACAUGGCUGAGAUGUACUUAACAGAGAAGAAACAAAGAAAGGAGGCUUACCCCACCAGUGACUUAUAUGAGCAAACUAAUGGUUCGGGCAGGGCCACAGUGCUGUCAAAAUCUGCUCCUGUUUCACCUGUGGGGUUGGCCAAUGGAGCUCGAAAAUUGGAAAGGGCUUUCAGCAGCAUAAAUGCAAGCAAACUUGGAAGCUUAACUAGUUCAUCUAACGGUGGGGAAAAUAUUGAUCAACUUGAAAUGUUGCUUGAAGCAUAUUUUGUUGUCAUUGACAAUACCCUCCAUAAACUGUCAUCGCUCAAAGAAUAUAUUGAUGACACGGAGGAUCUGAUCAACAUUAAACUAGGCAAUGUCCAAAACCAGCUGAUACAAUUUGAGUUGCUUCUGACAGCAGCUACCUUUGUAGCUACAAUAUUUGCUGUGGUGACCGCGGUCUUUGGGAUGAACUUUGAGGACACAAUUUUCAAUGAACCGUCCACAUUCCAGUGGAUUCUUAUUGUAACAGGGGCUCUUCAUUGUCCUUUUGGGGUUUCUGCCUACACUCUCUCGACUUGGAGAGCAGUGGCUCAAUUUGCACUAGACUUCGUGAAAGCUUUCUUUGGGGAAAGCAACAGAUCUCUCUCCUUUUACCAGGGACACAUUAUAUAUGCCUCUCUUCAUCUGUUAUGCCCUAUGUGGAGAGCUUAG